Molecule: messenger RNA, 997 nt
Organism: Lucilia cuprina (Australian sheep blowfly)
Lineage: Eukaryota; Metazoa; Arthropoda; Insecta; Diptera; Calliphoridae
Gene: Ttc1
Product: tetratricopeptide repeat protein 1
Exons: 2
Coding region: 113-982 (289 amino acids)
Molecular function (GO): protein binding
Source: RefSeq, a predicted model, not a curated record
GAUAAAUGCCAUCACUAAUUUGUCAAAAGUGCGACUAAUACAAUUGGAAAAAAUAAAAUUUUGUUCUUACUGAUUCAUUUUAUACAAUAAUUACCAAUAUAGUACUGAAAAAAUGCCAGAAAUUACUGAAAUUGUUGAUAGUGAUGAAGAAUUUCAAGAUGCCGUAAGCGAUGAGUCGUCAUUAACAAAUUCUGGCAGCACAAACCCCUCAACAACAGCGGCAUCAGGCGAAACCAAAACUUCCAAUGCAGAAAUUGUUGAGGAAAUAAUAAAACAACAAACAAAUUUAAAGCUAGAUGACGAAGACAAAUCAGACAAUAUUGCCAGUGGUAGUGGUACGGAAAAAACUGAAUCCGAAUCUGCUCCUGAAUAUCUGCAUGAAGAAAUUGACGAAAAUGAAUUGGCAGAAAAGGAAAAAUCUAUGACACCAGAGGAGUUAGAAGCUAACAAAGAAAAGGCUGAUAAAAUGAAAUUACAAGCCAACGAACUAUUUAAAAACAAUCAAGCUGAAGAAGCUAUAGACAUGUAUACGGAAGCUUUAAAAAUAUGUCCCCUUAAGGCCACAAAAGAGAGGGCAGUAUUGUUCGGCAACAGGGCUGCUGCAAAAAUUAAAUUGGAUUCGAAAAAAACUGCCAUUGAUGAUUGCAGUAAAGCAAUAGAACUAUGGCCAGAAUAUGUUCGUGCUUUGUUAAGACGUGCUAAACUUUACGAACAUGAAGACAAGUUAGAUGAAGCUUUAGCGGACUAUAAAAGUGUUUACGAGCUGGAUCCUGGUCAAAAUGAGGCGCGUGAAGCUAUGGUUCGUUUACCGCCUAUUAUAGAAGAACGCAACGAACGUUUAAAAGCGGAAAUGAUGGAAAAAUUAAAAGAUUUGGGAAAUAUGAUAUUAAAACCAUUUGGUUUAUCUACUUCAAAUUUCCAAAUGCAAAAAGAUCCCAAUACUGGUUCAUACUCAAUUAAUUUUAACCAAAAUAAUAGCUAGAUAAUUGUUAAAUAA